Cooperia oncophora is the source of this 324-nucleotide messenger RNA. Lineage: Eukaryota; Metazoa; Nematoda; Chromadorea; Rhabditida; Trichostrongylidae. The record is from the annotation of a GenBank genome assembly.
AUGGAACCUCAUACCUCUCUACAGGGUUGGCAAGCGCAUGUAUUCGGUAAUUUUGUGCACACCGCGAUCUGCAUGACCAUUAAGUUUGCUGUGGGUGGCCCAUUCUCCUUGUUAUCACUAGCAUUACGAGGACAAAACCCUGUUUGGAAAUAUCUGGAAUCCAAGGAUCACAUACCUGCAAAGAAUCGGGCCGAAGCCAUUAACACACCGAGGAUCGUCGUCGAUUCUAAUGGACCGGAUUACCGAGAUGCACUGCCGCCCUCCGCUGGAGAAGUCCGCCCACCGUCACGAUCACCGUGGUUCGUCGUUGCUCAGAAAUGGUAG